AUGUCUCUGUCUUCCCUCCCACCAGAGCUUCUUCAUGAGAUACUAGUCUACCUACCAAUCUCCAACAUCCUUGCCUUUUCUCAGACAUGUAAGGAGAACUUCACCACCUCGACACUAGCUCUGCAAACACUUCACCUUGCGGUCUUACCCCGUCGUAUCUAUGGCCUGUUGACAUUCCUCAACUCUCUUCACCUCGAUGACAACGACCAUCCAGACAUAUACGAUGGCACAUCUACACUUCACCAAAUCACCAUUCCAUCCGAACUACCUAUCAAAUAUCUCGAAUCAUCCACAAAAUCAGGAUCUUCAAGACCACGGAAGCCGAAAUUGACCCCAGCUCAGUAUCGAGAGCAGCUUUUCGCUCUUCAGAACAAGCUAGCAUGCUCUGCAUUGUCGACCUCUGCGCUGUCCAAAGUUCGUACCUUAAGUCUACACCUCUACGAGCUAACUUCUCCGGACUUGACAAAUCUUCUCGCUACAUCAUUCGAUAACCUCCAAAAUCUUCACCUCAAUUUCUCCCAUCCUUAUCUGCACGACACUUGCCUCCCAGCACGAUAUUGGACAUCACCAAUCUUCUUAAAAGGCAGCCCCAUCUGGAAUUCAUUGGCCGGUCUAGGUGAUCAGCACGCAGCAACUCUGAAGCUGAGAACCUUGGAGACAUUAACCAUUGAGAGAGCGGGGAUUACAAGUGUCCAGCUACGCAAGUGGGUAGAGCAGAAUCCUCGAUUGAGGCAACUCGUUCUGAGAAAUGUUUUGGGUGUGGAUCGUGAAUUCGUUGAGUGGUUGGGUCAGUAUUACUCCUCGACAAGUAGUAUUGGAAACAGGGAGAGACUUGUGAGGCUGGAAAAACUCUCCCUGGAGCAGUGCUCGUCUCUUUCGCUCAAAACGAGAGAAGACUUCACUUGGCUCGAUUCUCUAUUCAAUCUGACAUCACAUGCCACAACCACCGAGACGCCGGAAACGAUCACAGAUCUGGCCAUCAGAUCCGAUUCGAGCUGUCUGGGGACUUUAUCUUUGUUGGGCUCAAGCUCUAGUACCGUGUCCAUUGACAAUCUUCUCGCAUAUCUUGAAGAAGGCAAACCAGCCGUCAAAAGAAUAACCCUUCCAGAUGGACGGACUUUCGUUGCGAAAAGUCCGCAAAAGCAAAAGCUCCAGAGUAAACAUGGGUCAAAUCCUACUCGCCCCACGACGACCAGGAAUGGAAGCACGAGGAGUCUGAAUGAUAUCCAUGUAUCAGACGAGGACAACAGCGAAGAGGAUGAUCCUGAUGCAGACACAAGUGAAGAAGAGGAAGAGGAAGGCAACAAGAUUGAAUCGCGUGGCAGCCGAGCACGAGCUUCGGUAUCGUUUCUUUGUGAAAAGAAAUCCCUAGCCAUGUGGAAGGGAGCCUGGAGUGGUACUCGUCGCCAAGGCGGAGCGUCUGAAGGUACCACGUCUCUACAACCGGGGAAUGCAACCAUCGAGGUCGAUGAGCGACAUGUCGCAUUAGAUGCGGAUAAUGACCGCAGUCGGCUCAUGAGACCAAUUGUCAAAAGGUUGAGGCAGUGA
Messenger RNA from Exophiala bonariae, 1548 nucleotides. RefSeq lists its product as uncharacterized. The coding region runs from base 1 to 1548 and encodes 515 amino acids. Gene Ontology annotation, molecular function: protein binding. The transcript has a single exon. NCBI's taxonomy places the organism in Eukaryota, Fungi, Ascomycota, Eurotiomycetes, Chaetothyriales, Herpotrichiellaceae. The record is from RefSeq and is a predicted model, not a curated record.